Messenger RNA from Hemiscyllium ocellatum (epaulette shark), 2543 nucleotides. Its product is annotated as protein mono-ADP-ribosyltransferase PARP6-like. Gene Ontology annotation, biological process: endoplasmic reticulum unfolded protein response. Lineage: Eukaryota; Metazoa; Chordata; Chondrichthyes; Orectolobiformes; Hemiscylliidae. The record is from RefSeq and is a predicted model, not a curated record. The transcript is spliced from 25 exons. Gene Ontology annotation, molecular function: NAD+ poly-ADP-ribosyltransferase activity; kinase binding; protein serine/threonine kinase activator activity. Bases 294 to 2285 code for a protein of 663 amino acids. Gene Ontology annotation, cellular component: nuclear envelope; endoplasmic reticulum tubular network; membrane.
UACAAAAGCUGGCAGAACACGGAGCUUCAGAUUCAUCCCUGCCUGCUUUCUCGGUUUUUCUCUGCUUUUCCUGCAUCUCUCCUGUCACAGCGACACAGUCGGGAUCUUGGAAAGGGGAACCGACAUCCCUGGCCACUAGAAGGUUGUUGAGAGAUCAUCGGUUGUCAAGGAGAUUUCACAGUGCAGGCGAUUGUUCGCAGGCCCUUUUUCUUCACUUAUUACCAGCCCCCUCUGGCAGAAUGGAGGACCGAGGCCUAGUCAGAACACAGACUUGUCUCUGAAUUUCAGCGCAAAUGGCUGCCAACAGUACAGAGCGGGGUGCAGCCUGCCUCACAAGGCUUUCUCCAGUGGUCUGGCGCUUUCCUCAUUCAACAUUGAAAGGAUGGGCUGGAGGGAAUCAAAGCUGUCAACAGGACGUCAAAGGCCAGUACUGGACCGAUGAUGAUUCUGAUGGAGACAAUGACUCUGAUGAAUUUCUCUAUGGUGUGCAGAUACAUGAGAUGGCCCAGUCAGAAAUAUCAACCCAACAGGGGAGCUGUGCAGCUGAUCUAUACCGACACCCACAGCUCGAUGCAGACAUUGAAGCGGUGAAAGAAAUUUAUGGAGAAAAUUCUGUCUCUGUCAGGGAAUAUGGGACGAUUGAUGAUGUGGAUGUGGACCUGCACAUUAAUAUGAGCUUUCUUGAUGAGGAGAUAGCAACAGCCUGGAAGGUGGCAAGGAUUGAGCCAAUGAUACUCAGGCUGAGAUUUUCUCUGUCUCAGUACCUGGAUGGACCUGAGCCAUCGGUAGAUGUUUUCCAGCCAUCCAAUAAAGAAGGGUUUGGCCUUGGACUUCAACUGAAGAAAAUCUUAGGAAUGUUCACAUCUCAACAGUGGAAGCACCUAAGCAACGAUUUCCUGAAACGCCAACAAGAGAAGAGGCAGAGCUGGUUCAAGUCGAGCAGUCGAGUGAAGAAAUUCCGAUCUGGGCUCAGCAUCUUCUCGUCAAUCCCAAAAUCUCCAAGUUUUCCCCUCAUUCAGGACUCCAUGCUGAAGAGCAAACUCGGGGUGCCAGAUCUCCGAGUCAAUCGCAUCAUUAAUCGUUCCAUCUCUUGCACCAUGAAAUCGCCCAAAGUGGAACUCCUUGGAAUCCCCUCGGCUAAUCAGGCUGGGAGCCACUGCAAGAACAUUCCAACAUUAGAGUAUGGCUUUCUUGUACAGACCAUGAAGUAUGCAGAGCAGAGGAUUCCCACUCUGAAUGAAUACUGUGUUGUGUGUGACGAGCAGCAUGUCUUCCAGAACGGGUCAAUGUUGAAGCCUGCAGUUUGUACUCGGGAACUAUGUGUUUUCUCAUUCUACACAUUGGGAGUGAUGUCUGGAGCAGCGGAAGAAGUUGCCACUGGAGCAGAGGUGGUGGACCUAUUGGUCGCAAUGUGUCGAGCUGCUCUGGAGUCUCCAAGGAAGAGCAUUAUUUUUGAGCCUUACCCUUCUGUUGUGGACCCGAGUGAUCCCAAAACCCUUGCGUUCAACCCCAAGAAGAAGAACUAUGAGAGGCUACAGAAAGCAUUGGAUAGUGUAAUGUCCAUCAGAGAAAUGACGCAGGGGUCGUACCUGGAGAUCAAGAAACAAAUGGACAAGUUGGAUCCACUGGCUCACCCAUUGCUACAAUGGAUUAUCUCCAGCAACAGGUCUCACAUCGUGAAACUACCACUCAGCAGACAGUUGAAAUUCAUGCACACCUCGCACCAGUUCCUCCUGUUGAGCAGCCCCCCAGCCAAGGAAGCACGUUUUCGUACUGCCAAAAAGCUCUACGGCAGCACCUUCGCUUUCCAUGGAUCGCACAUUGAGAACUGGCAUUCUAUUCUGAGAAAUGGCCUCGUCAAUGCUUCUUAUACAAAAUUACAACUGCACGGUGCAGCCUAUGGCAAAGGAAUCUAUCUGAGCCCAAUCUCCAGCAUUUCUUUUGGAUACUCAGGAAUGGGCAAAGGACAGCAUCGCAUGCCAUCAAAGGAUGAACUGGUACUCCGUUAUAACCGGAUGAACACAAUUCCCCAGACGAGACCGAUUCAGUCCAGAUUUCUACAGAGUCGAAACCUAAACUGUAUAGCACUUUGUGAAGUUAUAACUUCAAAAGAUCUCCAGAAACAUGGGAACAUCUGGGUCUGCCCUGUGUCUGAUCAUGUCUGCACUCGCUUCUUUUUCGUGUAUGAAGAUGGGCAAGUUGGUGAUGCCAAUAUCAACACUCAGGAUCCCAAAAUCCAGAAGGAAAUCAUGCGUGUGAUUGGAACUCAGAUUUACACAAGCUGAGUCCUGGAGGGAUGAUUAAGAAAAAUUCCAAAGGAUUCCCCCACAGACUUGAGACCUAUCACAAUCAUUCCCAAUCUUCCUAUCCUGGCUUUUGCAAGGAGUCUUUAUAAAUAUUUUCAGCAGAAAAAGCUUUUUUUAAAGCCAGGAUAAGAAAGACGUCCGUUUGUUCUCCAUGAUGCAUCAGUGCUGUAAUGGUGUUUUAUAUAUCUUUAAAUAUACAUAUAAUCGUGCUUUUUUUGUAUGACUGUAUUGUGUAUG